Molecule: messenger RNA, 606 nt
Organism: Piliocolobus tephrosceles (Ugandan red Colobus)
Lineage: Eukaryota; Metazoa; Chordata; Mammalia; Primates; Cercopithecidae
Exons: 3
Source: RefSeq, a predicted model, not a curated record
GGAGCAACCCUUCUGGCAGGCCUGGACCUGCUCACACCUGACGUUUACCUGGACGGAGGGGGGAGGUGGGAGGGGCAGGAAGCGGUUGGUGCGGACGGGAAAGGCGCCUGCGUGGGAGCCCGGCCCCUCGAGACCCGCGCGGCGUGGAAAGCCGCUCUGCGUCGCCCUACCCCGGAGCGCCGGAGCUCGCAGCCCCCGAGACCGGCCCACGGGCCCUGCGCCCGGCCCCCCUGUCACUCAUACGCCUUCCAGCCAAUGUCGCAGCAGCUGCCUGGUCCCCAGCAGUGCAGCCCCGGCGCGGAGCAGGGAGCCUCGGCCCGCGCCCGACGCCCUCCUCCACGACCUGCAGCCAUGGUGCUCGGGGUGCCCAGCGCUGUCCUGACCCUCUGCCUCUGGCUGGCGGCCUCCAGGGGCUGCCUGGCGGCCGGCCCCGGCGCGGUUGCUGCGCGACGGCUGGACGAGUCGCUGUCUGCCGGGAGCGUCCAGCGCGCCCGCUGCGCCUCCAGGUGCCUGAGCCUGCAGAUCACUCGCAUCUCCGCCUUCUUCCAGCACUUCCAGAACAAUGGUUCCCUGGUUUGGUGCCAGAAUCACAAGCAAUGUUCUAAG